Aspergillus aculeatus ATCC 16872 is the source of this 1203-nucleotide messenger RNA. RefSeq names its product C3HC4 finger protein. The record is from RefSeq and is a predicted model, not a curated record. Lineage: Eukaryota; Fungi; Ascomycota; Eurotiomycetes; Eurotiales; Aspergillaceae. The coding region runs from base 1 to 1203 and encodes 400 amino acids. Gene Ontology annotation, biological process: ubiquitin-dependent protein catabolic process; protein ubiquitination. The transcript has 2 exons. Gene Ontology annotation, molecular function: ubiquitin protein ligase activity.
AUGUCUGGCUAUGUCCAAACCCAUGGUCACGAAUUGAACAGUGGGGCUGGAGGCUUCAUGUCUCAAGAGACCCCAGUCCUUCAGCCUCCUCUAGACUACACACGGGCUCGCUUGCCACCACGACGACGGCGGGUAUACAAUCAACUUUCAGUACAGCAGGAAAGAGUGUUUCUCAACCAGGCGCUCGACGGUUCCCAUGCUACAUAUUAUGCUCCCGCAACUGCUAUGGUCCCGCCAUCAAACCGCAUGGGUACUCAAAUGAACGGCCUUCAAGCGGGGGGCGUAAUGGCAUUGCAAAAUCCGAACCCAACUCCAAUGGAGCCUAGGACAAGCCACCAGGGACCUGUCGCACAGCCUCACUAUUCGCCCUUGGCAUCUAGAACUCUGCCGCAGACCCAAGGAGUUGUGUCGAAUGGAUCCGUGCAUGGACCAGGCCAGCCACAACUGCAACAGCCGCAAACCAUUGCUCGCAUGCCAUAUCCAGUAUCUGUCGCAUUGCCCAGGAGUAAUGUGCCAACCACGGCUGUCCCAAUAACGGUACCAACAUGGACACCCCAGUAUGCGGCAGCUGUGAGGCCACUGCAGCCGCAGCCGCAGCAACAACAACAGCAACAGCAACAACAACAACGGCACAAUGAAUGGCCACCAUGGGAGCCUUCGCCAAGGCCCGUUGCAGCUCUUCCGGCAGGGACACCUCAACUGACGGCGUAUGGCAGAGUACCGCCAGGAGUGGUGAAUGGAGCCGUAGCGAUGCACCCUCCACCCAAUCCUCAGGCCCGGGAAAGCGAGCUCCGGCGUUCUCAAUUGAUGCACAUGAUGCAGCGAUCACCCCUUAAUCCAGUGGAUGCUCGAGCUAUGCAGGAAUAUGCCCACAGCUUGAGCCGGAACCAACGCCUACGUCAACCUCAGGGAGCCACUCCCAAUCCUCCUUUGCAGCCGGAGAAGAGUCUAGACAACCAGAACAACGGCCGCCCGGACCCGAAGGAGUCGGACGAGCUGAAUGUCAACCUAGAGUGCAAAGUCUGUUUCACGCAAUUGGUCGACACCGUCCUGUUGCCAUGUGGCCACGCAGUGCUCUGCCGGUGGUGUGCAGACACCCAUAUGCCGAGUUGUCGGAAUGACCCGACGCGCCUAGAGGGGGAUCCGAGCUGUCCGAUUUGUCGUGGGCCGGUGAAACACAAGGGCCGCAUUUACUUUUCGUGA